UUUCGUUCGCAAAUUUCGCUCUUCUAGCUUACCUGCGGCUGCGGUGCCCGGUUUGGAAUCGGUUUGAUUGUUUGAAUAAUCGAGGGAGGACUUGGUGCGCUGCAAAGGGAGCUCUGUUUCGUGUGUGUUGUUCAUUGAAAGUGCGCUACUGCGGGAGGUGGGAGUUAAGUCAAGUAGCGAAAGAUAUUGCUACUCAAUCUGUUUUGAUACGUGUGUACCGUGUUUGGUGAAGGGCAAAUAUAAUAAGGGUUGCUGAUAAAAAAAACACCGAGAGGAACCCCGAUCUGCCUGUGCCUGAGUGUGCCCGAGUGUGAGACAACAAAGUGCACCCAACCGGAACGCAUCUUAAAAGUGAGAUUGCAAUCAACAACCGAGAAAGAAAAAAAAAAUGCGCCGCGGUGGCAGUUUCGAGCGGUUUUGGAUUGCCCUUACGCGUAAAAAACGGAACGACGAUGACGGAAGUGACUCCCAGCUGGCGCGAGUUCUUACGCUGUUGGAUCUGACCGGGCUGGGAGUGGGCAGCACCCUGGGGCUGGGGGUGUACGUCCUCGCCGGAUCGGUAGCAUACGAGCAGGCUGGCCCUGCCGUAGUCAUUUCAUUCCUGGUGGCAGCCAUUGCCUCGGCCAUCGCUGCCCUCUGCUAUGCGGAAUUCGCUGCCCGGGUACCGAAGGCAGGAUCAGCCUACAUCUACAGUUACGUCAGCAUCGGAGAGUUUGCGGCAUUCACCAUCGGAUGGAAUCUUAUUUUGGAAUAUGUCAUCGGCACAUCCAGCGUGGCCCGCGGCAUGAGCGGCUACAUAGAUGCCCUGACGGGCAACAAGAUGAGCGGUGCCCUCAAGGACGCUAUGGGGAUGAACGUAGACUUCCUAGCGGAUUAUCCGGACUUUUUCUCCUUCGUAGUGGUCCUAAUUCUGGCAGCCCUGCUGGCAUACGGUGUCAAGGAAUCCACCCUGCUGAACAACAUUUUUACCGGAGUGAACCUGUGCGUUAUUGCACUAGUGUUGGUUGCCGGUGGCAUGAACAGUGAUCCUGCCAACUGGCAAAUUAAGCCGGAAGACAUCCCGGAGGGCAUCGAAGCCGGUGUGGGAGGAUUUGCACCGUAUGGUUUCGCGGGGAUCAUGGCCGGAGCUGCCAAGUGUUUCUAUGGGUUCGUAGGAUUCGACUGUAUUGCCACCACCGGGGAGGAAGCCAUCAACCCUAGCCGUAACAUCCCGUUGGCUAUUGUGAUUUCAUUGAUCGUCAUUUUCCUGGCCUAUUUCGGUAUCUCUACGGUACUGACGAUGGCACUGCCAUAUUAUCUGCAGAAUCCGGAAGCCCCGUUCCCGCAUCUGUUCGAACAGCUCGGAUGGCACGAGAUCAAAUGGAUCGUUUCAAUCGGUGCCAUCUUCGCUCUGUGUACCAGUUUGCUGGGCGCCAUGUUCCCCCUGCCACGUGUUCUGUAUGCCAUGUCAACGGAUGGAAUCAUCUACAAGAAGCUACGGACGGUUCACCCGAAGACACAAACUCCAGUUUUGGCUACUAUACUGGCUGGUCUGCUGGCCGCUACGAUGGCAAUGUUAUUCAAUCUGCAGCAACUGAUCGAUAUGAUGUCCAUAGGUACGUUGCUGGCCUACACGAUCGUGGCCGUCAGUGUCCUAGUGCUGCGGUACGAGGAUAAGGAGCUUUUGCAGAACAAAACGAUUACGAUUCCGAAUGUUUUCCGGCAGUUGUUCAACACGGACAAAUUGAGCAGCCCAAGUUUGCUAUCGUCGAGUAUCGUCAAGUUUGGCAUUUGUCUAUUUGCCGUCCUCGUGUGCGCAGUCUGCUCCAUUCUGGUCAUUGUUUCGGAUCAACUCUCCUCCGACUAUCCAGGAACUAUUGCAGCCCUUUCCGUGCUGAGCGCCUUCAUGGUGCUCUUGAUAGUUAUCACUGCACUGCAGCCAACGGAAAAUACCAAACUGACAUUUAAAGUUCCUCUAGUUCCACUACUGCCAAUGUUAAGUGUACUCUUCAACCUGUAUUUGAUGUUCCAACUGGACGCGGGAACGUGGAUUCGGUUCGCCGUGUGGAUCGUGAUCGGUUACUUAAUCUACUUCACCUACGGUAUCCGCCAUUCGGUGGAAGGGGCGCUAUCCAAACAAGAGGCGACACUGGUCAACGGAAAUGGCACUGCGACUACCAAGAAUGGAUUCGACAACAAUGCCUUCGAUGGAAGCAAUGACAAGGUCGUUACGAGAAUCCUCGCCGAGCACCCCCGAAGGAGUUCGAAGAAUUCCUACACACUCAACAACGAAUAGCGCAGAAGACCGUCGACAGACGGGGAGGCAUUUUCGUACACUUGACGAAAUUUAGUGGUUAAGUACAAACCAAGAGAGAUAGAUAGAUUUUACAUCAGCUCUCUCGAAUCGAUUUUGUUGCCUUAUCAGGAGCGAUCACGAGCGCUCAUUAGCCGCGUCAGGGUGUUCAAGUGUAUUAUAGAUUUUAGAACUCGUGCUAAAUGAUAAGAACCAGACGCUAAGUGAUAUUGAAAUGUCUAAAGUAUUUGUCCUUCCCCCGAUAUGGUAAGCAUGGGAUGCAUGGAAGUUCCAUUCCCUCACCCGAUGCAGUGUGAAGCGAAACAAUGCAUGUGAUAAAAGAAUUUAGGGGUACGAUUGUUUAUUUUAUCAGUAUAACCGAUGAAUCGCGACAAUAUGUUAAGCCCGGUAAAUACUGAAGCCUAAUUUUUAAUGAUGUACAUUAGAACCUGAAACCAGAUUGUGUCAACAGUUGUAAUUGAGUAAAUACUAAUAAAUCAAGAUUAAAGCGA
Ochlerotatus camptorhynchus is the source of this 2784-nucleotide messenger RNA. RefSeq names its product slimfast (gene slif). Gene Ontology annotation, biological process: L-ornithine transmembrane transport; L-arginine import across plasma membrane. Lineage: Eukaryota; Metazoa; Arthropoda; Insecta; Diptera; Culicidae. The transcript has 5 exons. Gene Ontology annotation, molecular function: L-ornithine transmembrane transporter activity; L-lysine transmembrane transporter activity; L-arginine transmembrane transporter activity. The record is from RefSeq and is a predicted model, not a curated record. Gene Ontology annotation, cellular component: plasma membrane. The coding region runs from base 389 to 2275 and encodes 628 amino acids.